GGGCGAGCGUUGGGCUCCGCCGCGCUGCGCUGAGCUCCCGGUCCGCCUCAGUCUCGGGGAGCGAGUCAGGCCUGCCGCCGCCGCAUCGGGCUGCCGCAGCCCCGGGCCAGGCCCCGGCCGGGCAGAAGCACAGGGUUUCUCUGUACUCGCCCUGGGUGUCCUGGAACUAGCUCUGUAGGGGCCUUGAACUCACGCCUGUCUCUGCCUCCCAAGUGCUGGGACUAAAGAUCUGGCCAUCCCCAGAGGAACCAUUCUUCGUGCAGUUGCCAAAGCCAUAAGUUUGAAGACCUUUGAUGCUUCUCCUGCACCCUCCAAUUGCAAUGAACUUAGACUCUUGCUUGUGCACAUACCAUCUCUCUUCUGUUGGACUCAGCCCAGACCCUUCUACCUGCAUUUCCCCAGAACAUCUAUUUUGGAACUUCUUAGGACUUUUAUAUUUCAAGGCUGCAGCUUAGAAAGGCAUCUGUUAUGCACCUUAAGCCAUACUGGAAACUCCAGAAAAGAGAGCACCUUCUCGAUGUCAGCAGGGACCCCCUGAGAAGAGCUGCGAGCCGCCAAAACGCUGUCAGUGAUGAGAAAGACAAAGCUAACUACAUGAAACCAGCUGUCUUUGCUUCAACCUCCCCUGUCAAAGCAACAUCUAGAAAACCUUUUGGGAUCCUUUCUCCAAAUGUUCUGUGCAGUAUGAGUGGGAAGAGUCCUGUGGAGAACAGCUUGAAUGUGAAAGCCAAAAAGAAUGUGCCGUCUGCAACAGUGCACCAGAGUGAAGAAGAGGGGCUGCCUGGGAGCUGGGCUAUUGUCAAACCUGGAAACACAAAGGAGAAAAUUGCAUUCUUUGCAGCCCACCAGUGUAGCAAUAGGAUAGGAUCUAUGAAAAUAAAAAGCUCCUGGGAUAUCGAUGGGAGAGCCACUAAAAGAAGGAAAAAAUCAGGAGAUCUUAAGAAAGCCAAGGUGCAGUUAGAAAGGAUGAGAGAAAUCAAUAGCCAGUGCUGCCAGCCUGAGCCAUUUGCAUGUGGCAUCGAGCACUGCUCUGUGCAUUAUGUGGGUGACAGUGGGGAUGGUGUCUACAGUGGGAGGCCUCUGUCGGUGAUAGAGAUGGUUGCCUUCCUUGAGCAGAGAGCCAGUGCUCUGCUAGCUAGCUGUGCAAAGAACUGCACAAAUUCGCCUGCCAUUGUGAAGAUUACUGGCCAGUCCCGAGGUUUGCCUCCUGCACCUGAGCCCUUCUCUGCUCCGGGAACUUGUGAAGAACCCACGGAAAGAGGAAAUCCUGAGGCUGGCAGAUCACAGAAUGAGCCAGUCCGUGUCCUUGACAUGGUAGCCAGGCUGGAGUCCGAGUGCCUGAAGCAUCAGGGCCAGAGGGAACCUGGGACCCUGUCACGGAAUAACAGCUUCCGUCGAAAUGUAGGCAGGGUGCUACUCACUAACGGUGCUCAGGCCAAUGACAAGGAUGACAAAAGCACCACAGAUGCACCUGACACCCAGGCUCACCCCAUGCAGUUGGUGUCUGUGGGUGAAGGAACCUCCACAGCUGACCACUGUUCUGUGAGUGACCAGGCCUGGGAUGGUAUGUCUCAGGGCUGUCCCUCAUUGCCAGCAGUUGUGAGCUUCCAGACGGACAGUACAGAAUUAGAACCAGGUCAGCAAACAGCUGUGAGAAACUGCAACCGGCAUGACAUAGAAAUGACAGACGCACUUGAUGAGCCGUCCUUUUCUUCUCACACCUGCCUCCAAGCCGCUGAGGUGCCCUCAGAUGCCAUCCGCUGUAUGAGCCGAGCCCUGGGACCACUCAAGAAGCCCAGUCCUGCCCAGAGAAAGGAACCUGUGUGCAUGAGCAUCAGCGUGUGCACAGUGGAGACAGCCCUGCCUGCUGCUGGAGACGCCCGUGAAGAGCCUCUCCCGGGGACGCUGUUUCUCCUGUCGCCUGGACGGGACCAGCCAGAGUGCUCCCAGUUAAAGGAACACACAGCACAAGAGGCUUCAGAGGCCAGUAACCCUCAGGAUGCUGCUGAGGGCAACAGCGUAUGUGAAGAGAAGGAUGCUUCUGUGGAGCCAUUUGUCCCAGCAGCCUCUGCGGGGGAAAGUACAUUUCCAGUGCUAGAGGCAUCCAGUUGGAAGAAGCAGGUGUCUCAGGACUUCCUGGAGACCAGGUUUAAAAUCCAGCAGCUUCUGGAGCCACAGCAGUACAUGGUGUGCCUGCCUCACCACAUCAUGGUGAAAAUCUUCAGGCUACUCCCUACCAGGAGUCUAGCAGUUCUUAAAUGUACCUGCCGCUAUUUCAAGUUCAUCAUCGAAUACUACAACAUCAGGCCAGCAGAUUCUCGGUGGGUUCGAGACCCACGCUAUAGAGAAGACCCUUGCAAACAGUGCAAGAAAAAGUAUGUGAAAGGGGAUGUGUCCCUGUGCCGCUGGCACCCCAAACCCUACUGCCAGGCGCUGCCUUAUGGACCUGGGUACUGGAUGUGCUGCCACCGCUCUCAGAAGGCCUUUCCUGGCUGCAAGCUGGGCCUUCAUGACAAUCACUGGUUACCUGCCUGCCACAGCUUUAACCGGGCAAUCCAUAAGAAAUCAAGAGGGAGCGAAACGGAAGAGGAAUGCUGAAGUCCACGUGAGAGGCAGGGACUGUGAAACACCUGGGUCAGCCCCGAGGCAUGCGACCUCACCCUCGCCCUUUGAGAGUCUCUGCUCAGAUCAGACUGCCGUGGCUCAGGCAGUUUUUAACUCUGAAUUUACCAACGUACAUGAGAUUCGUUCCAUGGUUUUGUAUAGUAGUGCCUCGCAUUAACCCUUUCAGCUGUGCAGAACUGCCUGUUUUCCUCCACCAAGGACAUUCCGAGGUCACCAAGCAGUCUGCACUAGGGUCCUGACGUGUUCCAGUACUGACUGUAUUUGAAGUGAGUGGAGAAGAAAGCAAACCUCUGAGAAUUCUGCCUAACCCCGAAAACUGGGCACCUUCCCUUCUACCUUGUAUGCUUGAUCCUGUGAGAAUGACGCCUGCGGAUGGAGUUUGUGCCCUGUGCUGUUUACAGUGUAUAUAUGGUUGUGUUUGCAUGGGGCUGUGGAAGUGCACAUUAAACCUGAGCGCCUUUACCUGGGAUGAGUGCUUUGGUCCCUCUGUAAAUGACAUGAUUAAAAUUCAGUAUUGUAUAUUAUGGACAGUUGACCACAGAAUAAGACAGUGUCAUAUAAUAGUCAGAUCAAAACAUUGUCCAUCCUCUUGUCUGGUUUCAAUUCUUUUUCUUGAAACUUCAAUAAAAAUGCACACUUUAAAUGUUUACAGGGAUUUGGGGG
Molecule: messenger RNA, 3288 nt
Organism: Chionomys nivalis (European snow vole)
Lineage: Eukaryota; Metazoa; Chordata; Mammalia; Rodentia; Cricetidae
Gene: Fbxo34
Product: F-box protein 34
Exons: 4
Coding region: 469-2598 (709 amino acids)
Molecular function (GO): protein binding
Source: RefSeq, a predicted model, not a curated record